This is a messenger RNA of Rotaria sp. Silwood2, 432 nucleotides long. The record is from the annotation of a GenBank genome assembly. NCBI's taxonomy places the organism in Eukaryota, Metazoa, Rotifera, Eurotatoria, Philodinida, Philodinidae.
AUGGGUAAAGAUAUAACUAAUAUUUAUAAUUCAACGAAUGAAACUAUUAAAAUUUGUUUGUUGGAUACGAAGAGUAAUACAACUGAUGAAAUAAUAUCGGCUGGUGAAACAUGGGGUAGAAAAACCAAUUAUGCUUGGAAUACAGUUGGUAUAUUACUAUUGAAUUCUGAUCAAAAUACAUUUUCAUACACUCUCGCAUCUAAUAUGAGUUUAGUUAUUAAAAGAAAAUUAGGACAAUUAAUAUUACUUCCAUUUGACAAAUCUCUUAAAUAUGAAAUGGAUGUUACAUUUGAGAGUCAUCGGUGUUGGGAUCGUACCAAAGGGGUGGAUGCUUUUUGCUACUGGACAGGAUGUAUAGUUUUCAACGAAUCUAAUGAACCAAUAAAAGUUUGCGUUACUGAUUAUAAUCAACGUAAUACUCAUAUAAUUUAA